UCACAUAAUGUCAGGCAUCAAAGCAACUAAAUGCAAGGCUCUGUUACGAGUUCUGAUUCCAUGGGUUUUAUUGACCAACGUCAUGGUGGCGCUGUACUGCUUAAGAAACCCAAACCAAGUGAAACUCAGCGACUCCCAAAAAGACACGUGUCCCCUCGGUGUGGCAAAAUUACAAAACAAAAGUUUGAUCAAGCAGUCUCACUCAGAAGAGUGCUCACCCAAAGUGAACGUCAUGUUUAUGAAGACGCAUAAAACAGCUAGCAGCACCAUCCUCAAUAUCCUCUUCAGGUUUGGAGAAAAGCACAAGCUCAGGUUUGCAUUUCCUGAUGGGCGCAAUGACUUCUUCUACCCAUCGCCGUUCCUGUGCUCCCAGGUGAAGGACUACAAACCUGGAGAAUGUUUCAACAUCGUUUGCAACCACAUGCGCUUUGAUCAUCAAGAAGUGUCCAAGCUCCUGCCUCCAGACAGCGUGUACGUCACCAUCUUGCGUGACCCGGUGGAUCUUUUUGAAUCUUCCUUCCAUUACUACCACAAAGCAGUUCCCCUUACGUGGAGGAUCAGAGGUGAAAACAAGCUGGCAGAGUUUCUGAACAACCCUUGGACCUUCUACAGUCCAGAGGCUUUCAACUCAUUCUAUCUAAAAAAUCUGCUCUUUUUUGACUUUGGUUUGGAUAACAACCUCGAGGCUGAUGAUCCUCGCGUCAUGACAGAAAUUAAGAACUUAUCAAGACGUUUUCAUCUGGUCCUCAUUGCAGAAUAUUUCGAGGAGUCUCUUAUUCUGCUGAAGGAUUUGCUCUGUUGGACAAUGGAGGACAUCCUGUACUUUAAGCUUAAUGCUCGCAAGAGCUCAUCCGUGUCUCACUUGGAUGCUGAGAUGAGAGCCAAAGCUCUACAGUGGAAUGGGGCAGACUGGAAACUCUAUCAGUAUUUUAACGGUACCUUCUGGGCCAGAGUCGAGGCAUAUGGGAGAGAAAGAAUGAAGCAGGAGGUAGAGGAGCUGAGGCGAAGAAAUGCUGAGAUGAAGGACAUCUGUGUUGAAGGCGGAGGUGCGGUUGAAGUGCAGAAGAUUCAGAACAGACGUUUCCUGCCCUGGCAGCCGGUUGGAGAGAGUUCCAUCCUGGGUUACAACAUCAAGAAAGAUAUUGAUCCGAGAUUCAGGACAGUCUGUGAAAAAAUGCUCACACCUGAAAUACAAUACUUAUCCGAGCUGGGUGUAAGCCUGUGGCUCACAAGACUGUGGGGUUGGUUAAAAGAUGCUAUCUACUGA
Neolamprologus brichardi is the source of this 1267-nucleotide messenger RNA. RefSeq names its product galactose-3-O-sulfotransferase 1b (gene gal3st1b). Gene Ontology annotation, biological process: myelination; galactosylceramide biosynthetic process. Gene Ontology annotation, molecular function: galactosylceramide sulfotransferase activity. Gene Ontology annotation, cellular component: membrane. The record is from RefSeq and is a predicted model, not a curated record. Lineage: Eukaryota; Metazoa; Chordata; Actinopteri; Cichliformes; Cichlidae.